AUGUGGCAAUCAGAGGAUCUAAUGGAUUGGCAGGAGGAGGCAAAGGCGAUUGUCAAUGAUGUUAAGGCUCAUUUGAAGGCAGUGGAAGUGUCCCAUGUGUUGGAAUCAACAAACCAGAGAAUCUUCAUCAAUGCCACAACUCUGGAGGGUCGGGAGCUGUGCAUCUGUGUCUCCGGGAUGGGUUUCCGGAUUGUUGGGAAUAAUUUUGACACGGUGAAUGCGGAUGUAGAGGAAAAUGGGAGAAUUUAUGAGACACCCUAUGCCCUUUUCACGGACAUCUCGCCACUCUAUGUGGAAUCUUUUGGUCAGGCACUGCAGAAGGCGAUGGAAUCAUUAGCUGAGAAGUCCCAGUGA
Lutzomyia longipalpis is the source of this 354-nucleotide messenger RNA. Its product is annotated as GSK3-beta interaction protein. The transcript has a single exon. NCBI's taxonomy places the organism in Eukaryota, Metazoa, Arthropoda, Insecta, Diptera, Psychodidae. Bases 1 to 354 code for a protein of 117 amino acids. Gene Ontology annotation, cellular component: cytoplasm. The record is from RefSeq and is a predicted model, not a curated record. Gene Ontology annotation, molecular function: kinase regulator activity; protein kinase A binding. Gene Ontology annotation, biological process: regulation of canonical Wnt signaling pathway.